GGCGGCGGCAGCGGCCGGAGAAGAUGGUGGCGCUGGAGGUAGGAGCGGCCGGAGCGGAGCUUUAUUCUCAGGUUUGGCACCGUCGCUGUCAUUAGCGCCGCCUGCUCCCGCGGGCCCGCGGACCCAGCUGUCAGGCAAGGCCCAGCGCAGGAAAAUGAGAGCGCAGUAAGCCGGCGCCGCCUCUCGCCCAGCCUUCUCCCACGCCCACCAUGAACCACUCGGAGGGCUCCGCGGAGGUGGAGGUGCCCGACGAGGCGGCAGGCGGGGAGGUGAACGAGUCGGUGGAGGCCGACCUGGAGCGCCCCGAGGUGGAGGAGGAGCAGCAGGCCCCGCGGCCGCAGCACUACCCGGGCCGGCCCCCGCGCGGGCGCGCCGUCGAGGACCUGCGGGGCGCGCAGCCCGGGCAGCAGGAGGACGAGGAGCGCGGGGAGAGCCUGGCGCGCUCGGCCAGCACGGAGAGCGGCUUCCACAACCACACCGACACGGCCGAGGGCGACGUGAUCGCCGCGGCCCGCGACGGCUACGAUGCGGAGCGCGCGCAGGACGCGGAGGACGAGAGCGCGUACGCCGUGCAGUACCGGCCCGAGGCGGAGGAGUACACGGAGCAGGCGGAGGCCGAGCACGCCGAGGCCGCGCACCGCCGCGCGCUGCCCAACCACCUGCACUUCCACUCGCUGGAGCACGAGGAGGCCAUGAACGCGGCCUACUCCGGCUACGUCUACACGCACCGCCUGUUCCACCGCGGCGAGGACGAGCCCUACGCCGAGCCCUACGCCGACUACGGCGGGCUGCAGGAGCACGUGUACGAGGAGAUCGGGGACGCGCCCGAGCUGGACGCGCGCGACGGCCUGCGGCUGUACGAGCACGAGCGGGACGAGGCGGCCGCCUACCGCCAGGAGGCCCUGGGCGCGCGGCUGCACCACUACGACGAGCGCUCGGACGGCGAGUCCGACAGCCCCGAGAAGGAGGCCGAGUUCGCGCCCUACCCGCGCAUGGACAGCUACGAGCAGGAGGAGGACAUCGACCAGAUCGUGGCGGAGGUCAAGCAGAGCAUGAGCUCGCAGAGCCUGGACAAGGCGGCCGAGGACAUGCCCGAGGCGGAGCAGGACCUGGAGCGUGCCCCCACCCCGGGCGAGGGCCGCCCCGAUAGCCCAGGGCUGCAGCCGCCGGUGGGGCAGCCUCGAUCGGCCUGCCCCGCGGGCGGCGGCGAAGGAGGACAGCGGUACAGCAAGGAGAAGAGGGAUGCCAUCUCGCUGGCCAUCAAGGACAUCAAGGAGGCCAUCGAAGAGGUGAAAACCAGGACCAUCCGUUCGCCUUACACCCCCGACGAGCCCAAAGAGCCCAUCUGGGUCAUGCGCCAAGACAUUAGCCCCACCAGGGACUGUGACGACCAGAGGCCAGGGGAUGGAGAUUCUCCGUCUCCUGGCAGUUCCUCACCUCUGGGAGCAGAGUCGUCAAGUACACCCCUUCAUCCCAGUGACCCCGCGGAAACCUCCACAAACAAAGAGUCAAGAAAAAGCUUGGCUUCAUUCCCAACCUACGUUGAAGUUCCUGGACCUUGUGACCCUGAAGACUUGAUUGAUGGAAUCAUUUUUGCUGCCAAUUACCUUGGCUCCACCCAGCUGCUCUCAGACAAAACUCCCUCCAAAAAUGUGCGCAUGAUGCAGGCCCAGGAAGCAGUAAGCAGGAUCAAGAUGGCCCAGAAAUUAGCCAAAAGCAGGAAGAAGGCUCCUGAAGGGGAAUCUCAGCCCAUGACCGAGGUGGAUCUCUUCAUCUCAACCCAGAGAAUCAAAGUAUUGAAUGCUGACACGCAGGAGACGAUGAUGGACCACCCUCUGCGGACCAUUUCCUACAUCGCAGACAUUGGGAAUAUCGUUGUGCUGAUGGCGCGACGGCGGAUGCCCCGCUCCAACUCCCAGGAGAACGUGGAGGCUUCCCACCCAUCGCAGGAUGGGAAGAGGCAGUACAAGAUGAUCUGCCACGUCUUUGAGUCUGAGGAUGCCCAGCUGAUUGCACAGUCCAUAGGGCAGGCGUUCAGCGUUGCAUACCAGGAAUUCCUCAGGGCCAACGGGAUUAACCCAGAAGACCUCAGCCAGAAGGAGUACAGUGACCUGCUCAACACCCAGGACAUGUACAAUGACGACCUGAUCCACUUCUCCAAGUCGGAAAACUGCAAAGAUGUCUUCAUAGAGAAGCAGAAAGGGGAGAUCCUGGGAGUUGUGAUUGUGGAGUCUGGCUGGGGAUCCAUCCUGCCGACUGUGAUCAUAGCCAACAUGAUGCAUGGUGGCCCUGCAGAGAAGUCGGGGAAGCUGAAUAUUGGGGACCAAAUUAUGUCCAUUAACGGCACCAGCCUGGUAGGCCUGCCUCUGUCCACCUGCCAGAGCAUUAUUAAGGGCUUAAAGAAUCAGUCCCGAGUCAAGCUGAACAUUGUGAGAUGUCCUCCGGUGACCACCGUGUUAAUCAGAAGGCCAGACCUUCGCUACCAGCUGGGUUUCAGUGUCCAAAAUGGAAUUAUCUGCAGCCUCAUGCGAGGUGGCAUAGCUGAGAGAGGAGGCGUCCGCGUGGGACACCGGAUCAUCGAAAUCAACGGACAGAGUGUGGUGGCCACCCCCCACGAGAAGAUCGUCCACAUCCUCUCCAAUGCUGUUGGGGAGAUCCACAUGAAGACGAUGCCAGCUGCCAUGUACAGACUGCUGACGGCCCAGGAGCAGCCCGUUUACAUCUGAGCCUGCGCCUCACGCUCCUCCGCAGCGGCAUGCAUGGAGGACUGUCCUCGUUGUGGUUGUGUUUCUCGUGCUGCAUCUGUGUGUCCACUGAGACAUUUUCCCUUCCCGCCCAGCAUCCGGUCUUACACAGGAAGAGAAGAAUCCGCAAGGACCUCUUUGCUCUCUGUCUCUUUCGUGCUUUUUCUUUUCCGUUGAUACCAGGGAAGUUUCCUGUUCACCCCCUUGAGGAUGGAGAACAGCAAGUAUCCAGCUGGGAUCUCCCCACAACCAUCGUGGAGGGCCUUUGGGGGUCCUGAGGUGCUGUCACUGCCGAAGGGAGGUCGUCUCUCCCCAGGAGGCUCAGACCUCAAAGAAGGAACUCCCAGGGGCAACACAGACACCAACUUAGCAGUGCCUACACCGGGUUGCUCAUCUCUGCUCCCCUGGAGUCAUUUGAUGGGAAUACGGUAUGAGGGGGACCAGCCCACAUCACAUAGGAAUUUGCACUGCCCAUCAUGUUCUGGGGUACCCUGCAUUAUUUCCACCCAGAAUUUCUGAGCCAACCUUAAACCUCUUCCAUGGCUAGUUUUAGUUUCAAUGUAUAUGUAUGUUCUCAUAUGGGCCUUCUCACCCAAGGAUAAAAGGGGAAAUGCUGGCCUCAGACAAGACUCCCAGAGCACUGCAGAGAGCCUGGUGAUUCGCAGGCCAUGCGAAGCCUUGCCAGGUUUUCUGGAAGUUACCAACCAGUAAUCACCACAGGCAUGGCUGGCUCUGUAUAUUACACACACACACACACACACACACACACACACACGUGCACUCUUUUCUCCCACCACCAGUGAGGCAGGCUGAACCCUGGAAAGUCCAUAGCAUCUCCUUGGGAGAUCCCUGCCCUGGGAGGAGGUUUGGCUGCAGGGCCCGGUCAGCCUUGUCCUGAGAGCCUGGGCCUCCCAACACCACCUUGACUCAAGAGUGUCCUCGUAGAGUCGCCCAUGCCCUCCAUGGGGGUCCUGGGGACAGUGAGCUGUUCCCCUGGAAGACAGUGAUGUGGGGGUCCCCAGUGUGUUUCCUGUCCUUAGUGGAUGCCAGCCUUCUUUUCUGCUCUGUUAGGGCACUAGACUGGAUAUUGUGUUGAAAGCCCAGAAUGGUCCUUAAGGCACAGCACUAAGGGGUCAGCAAUGAUCUCAAAUGAUGCCUAGGAUCCCAAAUGCGUUCCAGAAACCCGCUUACUGCCCUGUGGGUCUGAGUUUCCAGCUGCUGUGGAACAGUAUGUUUCCAUCAGGUGCCUCACUUUUAUGAUUCCAUCUCAGUUCAGUGCAGGUAUUUUAGUAAUAUUAUUAUUCUGAGCCACUUUUCACUCAUUCUUGGUCCAAAGAGCAUUUUGUUUUCAUGUGGGGUGUGGUUUGUUUUUUUGUUUUGUUUUAUUCAUGACCUCAGUAGAAACAGGGGAAGAAAAACUAAUAUAUUUUGUAAUAUUAAUAUAGUCCCUGUUCUCUACAUCUGUGAUAUUUAUGUUCUGUCUGUAGAAAUAGAAAUUCAGUGAGCAAAUGUUGGGUUGGAUAUAUUUAUAUAGAGAGAGGAGGGAUUUACAUGAAAGAAAAGUGAAUAUAGUGAGAUUACAAACAAUGAGACUUUGACCCGAGAGCAAUGUGGUCACUCCCCUGGGAUCUCUCUGUCUUCUGAGUUGUCUGCACAGAAAAGCCAAAUGCUUGAGAGGAAUUAGCAGCCGAACUCUGUUUGGCCAUAGUACAGAAAGCUCCAAUGAAGAGAGGCUACCAGCUGCCCAGAUGUCCUAUUUGAGAAGGAAAAAGGCUGCUGCCCCUGCAGAGAGCUGGGUGGGGUGGGGCUGGGGGAGCUAGGACCCCAGGACUUGUUUCAAGGAUGCUUACCAGAAUGCUAAAGAGGACCAGCCCAAGGUCAGCCUACCACCAAUGUGAGGGAUGGGAACCGUGGCCUAGGUUCUCUUUGCUUUUCCUGAAGUAACCCAACUACAGCCUCAUGUCAGAAAUACUAAAGUGUCAUCACCCCAUCUCUCCUCUACCGGAAGAGACAGUAGAACAGGAAUAACAUGACUUGGGUGCCAUCUCAGGCAGCAGGGGCCUCUGAAAACCACUGGAGGGACUCAUGCCUGCCUACUCCCAGGGUGGCUACUUGGGCACCUGGACAAGAACAGAGGCCGCCCGAGAUGGGCCCAGGGACAGGAGCUUCACAAGCACAUUCCUGUACAACUCCAAAUAAUUAGUCAAGCUUUUUACCCAAGGGAAAGAGGAGAUACUUUCCAUUCCUAUUGCAGAAAAACUUUGGAAACUUUGAGAAAGGCUGCAAAGUCAAUUUCCUAAGCCCUGCUAGAGAAGUAACAUGUUUUGGCUACAUUGUUCCUUGUCAAAGAAAGUGGUUCCUCACGCCCAGGGAGAAGACGGUUGGAGCUUGAUACAGGCUCACCUGGCUGAAGCAUAUUCUUUUCUUCUACUAACAUUGGCCUGUGUGUGAUUAACCUCAGAAUUGGGCUCUCAGGUGUUAGUCACUCCACGUCCAAAAGUCCCAAGUGGUGGUCUCUUUCCCCUUUGAUAUCUCCAUAUAUAUAGAGUUAUAUAUGUAAAUAUCUCAACACCUGGCAUAAUGGGGAAGACAAUGUAUAGAGCAUCCUUUCCCCAAACUGCAAGGCACAAAGCCACUCUGGCCACUCAGCUGGGACAGGCUCCCAGACUUGCCUCCCCCUCGGGGUCCAGCCAGGAUGCACCAGAACCCACCCUGCCUCUGCCUUCUCCAGUGGGAGCAUUUCAGGGAGCCACCAUCAGCCUUGGGUCCGUGAGAGGAAGAAACCCCCAAAGACCAACGCCUGGAGCCCACUUCCCAAGCGACUCCAUCCUCCAGCCCCAGAGCAGCUCCUGGGGUGGAGCACAUUCCAGGGCUCUCCGCCCUACACGUGGGCGAGCUUUCUGAGCACUGCGUAUCACACCGGCCUUCAGGGAGCCCAGAGUAACCUACUACCUCCCCCAUUGCUCCUCCUGUCCCCGCAGCCCGUCCAUGCCUGUGUUCCCGGCCACACAGCCCCUCGGGGCCCCUCCACCCAGCGGUGUAGCUGUUACCAAUGUUUACAACUGAGAGCCGCCUCUUCCUGAUGUGUCGACUAGCACCUUCGCAAGGCCACCUGUUGGGCUGACUUUCACUUCCGUCUGCUCCUUCCCUCGCUGGGGUCCACUUGAGCACAUGAUUCUGAUUUUAUUUCCCCCUCCCUGGAGGCAGUGUGUGAGGACCGUGUGGGAAUGAAAUCUCUUAUACAUACUUAGCACAGCACCUAGAGUAUGGACUUGUACUACCGUUCCGUAAAGAGGGUGCAAUAGACUUAACUGUAAAGCGUUGGGAAAAGUAUAGUAUUGUAUUUGUAACAAUAUCGUUCUUUGUAUACACAAAACUCAAUGAUCUCUAUAUAUAAAUAUAAAUAAAUAUAUAAAGAAGAUAUCUACACGUGAGCCUGGAAUGUUGGCACCGCACACCCACUGAAUGUAUCUCCUCUGACAGUCUGGUCACCGGUCCCAGCCUGCCCGCCCCUUCUCCUUACCGUGGCCAGUCAUCUGGUUUGGGGUUGUGAUGUAUUAAACGUGCUAUCUCCUUUAUUUAACUGAACGCUAAUGUCUGUAUAAGAGUUGCUGCAACAAUAAACAAGACUUUCACCUCUUGGA
This is a messenger RNA of Chinchilla lanigera (long-tailed chinchilla), 6388 nucleotides long. RefSeq names its product amyloid beta (A4) precursor protein-binding, family A, member 1 (gene Apba1). Gene Ontology annotation, biological process: chemical synaptic transmission. The record is from RefSeq and is a predicted model, not a curated record. Bases 210 to 2726 code for a protein of 838 amino acids. Gene Ontology annotation, cellular component: cytoplasm; plasma membrane; dendritic spine. NCBI's taxonomy places the organism in Eukaryota, Metazoa, Chordata, Mammalia, Rodentia, Chinchillidae. The transcript is spliced from 13 exons. Gene Ontology annotation, molecular function: amyloid-beta binding; protein binding.